Molecule: messenger RNA, 2454 nt
Organism: Sporothrix brasiliensis 5110
Lineage: Eukaryota; Fungi; Ascomycota; Sordariomycetes; Ophiostomatales; Ophiostomataceae
Exons: 2
Coding region: 1-2454 (817 amino acids)
Biological process (GO): positive regulation of transcription by RNA polymerase II
Cellular component (GO): nucleus
Molecular function (GO): transcription cis-regulatory region binding; DNA-binding transcription factor activity, RNA polymerase II-specific; zinc ion binding
Source: RefSeq, a predicted model, not a curated record
AUGGCAGUGUCUGCAGCAGCAAAGCCCAAGGCGGCUUCCGCAAAAUCAAAGGCCAAUGCCGCCGCUUCCGCCACCGCCGAUGCAAAGCAAAAGAGCUCGCAGAUGCACCGCCGGUCAAGAACGGGCUGCUACACAUGCCGUCUGCGGCGCAAGAAGUGCGACGAGGGCACUCCUCUCUGCACUGCCUGCAAAAACCUCGGCCUGACUUGCGAGUACAAGCGGCCGCACUGGUGGGGCAACAACGAGGCCCGGCGCAACCAGAAGGACGACAUCAAGAUGAUCAUCAAGCGCAAGAAGCUGUCCGAGAAGGCCGCGUCGUCCAUCCACACCUCCGUCGUCGGCUCCCCGCCGGGCCUGUCGCUCUCCAGCAGCUCCAUGCCCACCUCUGCCACCUUUUCGGACCAGCUGGACCGCACGCGCUCCGCCUCCAUCGACUCGCACUACGCCGCCGCCGCCUUUGACUUCAACAGCCCGCCCACCUCGUCUUCCGAGUACGGCGGUGUCAUGACCAACGGCGACAGCAGCAGCGCCUUCUCGACGCCGCAGAUGCACCCGGACUUUAUGUUUGGCAGCGGCUUUGCGCCCUACGAGGUCGACAUCAAGACCGAGCGCCAGAUGUUUGUCAACGACGUGCCCACGCUGCACGAGUCCACCACGUCCACCUUCAGCACCUACCACACGCCUCCGCCGCCCGGCACCGUCCUGCCGCCCUACCCCAUGCCGGCGAUGGACGGCAGUGGCCUCGUGGUCGACCCGGCCGUCGGCCUGGGCAUGACGGGCGUCCCCGUGGACCCGCAGCACAUGCAGGCGGCCAUGCCGGUGGUCCCCAGCGUCGGCGGCGGCGAGUGGAUGGAGCAGGUGUAUUCGGAGCGCCGCGAGAGCAUGACGGAGGAGACACUCAACGUGAACUUCUUUGACUUCCCGCACGCCAACUCGCGCCAGGUCGCCAUCGAGCUGGACGAGGGCGACCAGUGCCUGCUGGACCACUUUGUCCAGUACGUGCUGCCCACGCUCUUCCCCAUUCUCGAGGCCAACCAGCACGGCGCCGUCGGCUCCGACCUGAUCCUGCCCGCCCUGCAGAGCAACAAGUGCUACCUGCACUGCUGCCUGAGUGUCGCCGCGCAGCACUUGAAGGCGGUGCUCAGCAGCGCGCCGUCGGCACAGGCGCAGCAGGUGCAGCUGGGCGGCCAGCCCGCCCAGCUCGUGCCCACGGCCGACCUGGACGCCGACAUUAUGCGCCACCGCUACGCGACCAUCUCGGCGCUGUGCCACGCGCUGCCGCGCGACGAGAACCACCAGCAGGUGCUCGAGUCGGCGCUCGCCCUCAUCUUCUUCCAGUGCAGCGUCGGCCGCUUCGACGACGCCCUGCCGGACGUCCCCUGGCACCAGCACUUCCAGGCAGCGGCCUCGCUCGUCCAGAAGCUGGACCUGCCCGCGCAGGUGACGGCCGCGACCACGGCGCCGCCGCCGCCGCCUGUCACGGCUGUCGAGGACGGCGCUGCUACUGCUACCACCGCCGUGCCUGUCGAUGCGGGCACUGUGAGUGUGGCCACCACGGGCGACGCCACGCAGUCGACGCCCUUCAACAUGACGCUCAUGUCCUGGGUCGACAUUCUGGGCGCCACGAUGCAGGGCCGGGCGCCCGUCUUUGCGCACACGUACCGCGAGAAGCACCUGUCGCCGCCGCACCUGUCGUCGCUCGGCCUGCGCGAGCUCAUGGGCUGCGAGGACCGCGUCAUGUACCUGAUCUCGGAGAUUGCCUGCCUCGAGGCGCUCAAGGCCGGCGGCAUGGACGACAUCAUGCUCUGCCACCACGUCAGCGUGCUCGGCGACCAGAUUGGCCUGACGGAGAUUGGCGAGGCGCCGGCCAAGCUGCCCUUCAACGCCAACGGCUCGCUGAGCCCCAAGCAGCUCAUCAAGAACAUCACGGCCGCCUACCGGCUGGCCGCGCGCAUCUACCUGUGCUCGCUCGUGCCCGGCUUCUGCCCCUCGCAGGCCAGCUGCCGCGGCCUCGUCGACAAGCUGACGGCCGUCCUGCAGACCAUCCCCUGCGGGCCGGCCGGGUUCGACCGCUGCGUCGUCUGGGUGUAUCUGAUGGCCGGCUUUGCCUCCAUGCCGGGCUCGACCUUCCGCGUCUUCUUUGCCGACCGCAUUACCCAGAUGGGCGAGACGGCCGCCAGCGUCGGCUCCUUUGGCCGCGCCGUGUCGCUGCUGCACGAGACCUGGCUGCAGCAGAACGUGCUCAUCCAGAAGCUGCUCGACGACCAGGAGCAGCGCCGCCAGCAGCGCCAGCAGCAAAAGGCGGCCGCGGCCGCAUCGUUGUCGUCGUCGUCGUCGUCGUCGUCGUCGCCUGUCCCGGACACCGCCGACGACGAGGCCGACCUGCUCCCACCGCAGUAUGUGCACUGGCGCGAAGUCAUGCAGAUGAAGGGCUGGGAUUUCCUCCUCAUUUGA